Messenger RNA from Morchella sextelata, 294 nucleotides. RefSeq lists its product as uncharacterized. Bases 1 to 294 code for a protein of 97 amino acids. The transcript is spliced from 3 exons. Lineage: Eukaryota; Fungi; Ascomycota; Pezizomycetes; Pezizales; Morchellaceae. The record is from RefSeq and is a predicted model, not a curated record.
AUGGCUGGUGUGAGAUGUGGAAGUGCGACGAGGUUUCAGCCAAAGGUAGUGAAUUCUACGUCGUCGACUCGUGGGUGUACAAAAUUCUGCAAAGUGAAGAUAAUAAAGUACAGUAGCCGUGGGGUUCUGAGAACACAUCAACGGCAAGAUGGAGAUCUUUAUUUUAUUAUUGACUUACUUUUCUCCACACUCUCAACGAUUACUAUUCAACCGCUCAUGCAGGUAUACGAGAUUAGAGCUCCAACACCCAGGAUUGAAAACGUUAUCCCUUCCUUGAACGGGAAGUUGGGAUGA